AUGACAGAGCUACAGACGAAGACGAACAGCGCCGUCGAUAAGGCCACGGUGGACCAGGUUGAGAUGUGCGAUGACGGCUCGCUGGCCGAGAACGAGGCGAAGCAAAAACUCGGCCACGGAGGCGACAUUGCGCUGGCUGUGUUGGGCGAGACCGAUGAGAUGGGCGAGAUUGACCCGGCCGAGGAACAUCGGCUGGUGCGAAAGAUCGACCGGGUGCUGCUUCCGCUGUUUGCCAUGUCGUUUAUGUUUUUUUAUGUCGACAAAACCACGCUCUCGUACGCGGCCGUGUUUGGCAUCCAGAAGGACCUGCGCCUGCACGGCACCGACUACAGCUGGCUGUCGGCGCUCUUCUAUCUCGGCUUUCUCGCCUGGGCUGUGCCGGCCAGCAUGUUGCUGCAGCGUCUGCCCGUCGGCCGCUAUCUCAGCACCAUCUUUCUCUGGGGCGUCCUGUUGAUGGCCCAGGCCGCCUGCCACGACUUUGCCGGCCUGGCCGUCUUGCGCGUCGUCGGCGGUGCGGCCGAGGCUGUCGCCGAUCCCGCCUUUAUCCUCGUCACCAGCAUGUGGUACACCCGCCGCGAGCAGCCCGUCAAGAUCGGCCUCUGGUACUGUGCCAACGGCCUCGGUGUUGCCGGUGGCGGUCUUCUCGGCUAUGCCAUCGGACAGAUCCGCGGCCUCUUUGUCGCUAUCGCCCUGCCGGACAGCCCGGUCGAUGGGGGCCCGAGGACCAAAAACCGCUUCGGCUUCGGCUUCUCUUCCUUCAGCAUCAGCCGCAUCCUUCUUCCCCUGACCGCCCGCAAGCGCCGGCUGGCCGUCUACCGUCUCCGCGACAACCAGACCGGCAUCGCCAGUCCCACCUUCAAGAGGCACCACGUCGUCGAGGCCCUCUUCGACGUCAAGACCGUCCUCUUCUUCCUCAUCGCCCUCUUUCACUCGACCACCAACGGCGGAACUACCAACUUUGGCACCAUCAUCACCAAAGGCUUCGGCUUCUCUACACUGGUCACCACCCUGCUGCAGAAUCCCUACGGUGCCUGCAUCUUUCUCUUCAUCCUCAGCAGCGUCUUCAUCAACGACCGCCUGCCGCCCAACAGCCGCUGCCUCGUCAUGGUGGCCUUUCUUCUUCCCAGCAUCGCCGGCGCCUUUGGCCUACACUACGUGCCCAGCGACCAGCGCGUCGGCUGUCUGAUCUGCUACUAUCUCACCGGCUCCGUCACCGCAACCUGGGUCCUGCUGCUGUCCAUGCAGACGGCCAACGUGGCCGGCCACUCAAAGAAGAUGAUCACGUCGGCGCGUCUGUUUCUUGGAUACUGCACCGGCAACAUCGCUGGCCCCUUCUUCUACAAGGCCGAGCAGGCCCCCGUCUACUCUCUGGGCAUCUGGAGCAUGGUGGCUGUCCUUCUGCUCGAGACGGUCAUGAUCCUGAUCCUGCGCUUCGCUCUGGCAGCCGAGAACAGGCGGCGCGACCGGCUGCAGGGCCCAGAGAGAAGGAACUUGGACGCCACCGCUUUCGAGGACUUGACGGACAAGGAAAACAUGAACUUUCGCUAUGUUUACUAA
Molecule: messenger RNA, 1557 nt
Organism: Grosmannia clavigera kw1407
Lineage: Eukaryota; Fungi; Ascomycota; Sordariomycetes; Ophiostomatales; Ophiostomataceae
Product: major facilitator superfamily transporter allantoate
Exons: 6
Coding region: 1-1557 (518 amino acids)
Biological process (GO): transmembrane transport
Cellular component (GO): membrane
Molecular function (GO): transmembrane transporter activity
Source: RefSeq, a predicted model, not a curated record